GGGUAAUUCCAGAUGAGUGCAGAGUCAGUGAAGCGGCCCCGUCCUCGCGCUCUCUGGGACUUUUUCUUCUUCUUCCCUCCUCGCGCAGACGAACGAACGAACGAAGGGGCGGAAACGAUUCCUGUGUAGCAGCCAGGCUCGAGGACCUGCAUUUUGACAACAAAUCAAUAAAAAUCGGAGACUCGAUCGCCGCGCGGGUUGGAAGCAGAGGCUGUCGCGGUGUUUGAACUCGGCUCGGCUCGGAACUUUCACACAUUUAUCGUGAGUCAUCGGUGAGUUUUGAUUUUUGUCUCCCCCUCCUCCAUCCUAACGUGUUGUUUCUCUAACGUUUGAUUGUGCACGAGCCUGUCGAUAGCUAGGUGUAAAUGCGCGUAUUAUCAAUGAAAACUAACACCGCGCUGAAUGGAAACCCCUUAUACAUCUCUGUUUUGAGUCUAUGUGUGUUUAGAAAAUAAUAAUUAUCCUUAUGGACAAACAUAUUGGAGUGGCUUUCAUUAGUUGCUAACGAGAAAGCAAUAUGGAGGAGGUGGAGGAGGAGGUAACGGCUAGCUGCAAACUGAGGGUCCCUGAGAGGCUUUGUCGUGAGCUGAUUCUCCUAUAUCUGCUUCAUGUUUACAACAAAAACCACACAUUAAAGAUGCAAAGUGUGUUUGAAUGAACGUCAAAUCCAACUGUUAAACAACCUGGAUUGUUAACCAUCAGUCUGGAUUUUCCACAUCGGUGUUACAUACUGCUAAACCGCCGCCAGGUGUUGCAAACCUCCCGUGUUCCUCCUGUUGUUGUUGAUGCUGGCUGUAACAGGCAGGUCCAUCUCCGGUACAACACAGCUGGAUUAUUAGUUAUCUUGUUAAAGGUUAUUUUUAAACCUGCAGACCCUUCCCCUUAAGAAAUCUAAUGAGUUAACAGUGUCUCUUAAAGUCAUGGUACAUGUGUAACUUCAGGUUUUGCAGUUAAGACAGUAGAAGUCAGACAAACAAACAAAAAGGCAGUUUAUCAUCAUCAUCCUUAUUUGACUAAUAUCAAUAUCAAUAAUUUCUUCCUAGAAUAAAGCCUUUUUAAUAUAUUUUGCUCACCACAUCACCUCUUCAUUAUACCUUACAGUAUAGCCAUAACAUCUGCAUUUUAUCUUUAGGUGAAAAUUUAUUUCAAACCAAGAUCACUAUCGCUAAAAUUAGUAACACCAUCACUAUCGCCGGGUGAUUUUUACCCGAAAUAAUAUACCCAAGAAAAAGUACUUGCCAUGAAAAUAUGACAAUACACAACAAAUUAAAUUUUUUUUUUUUUUUUUUUUUUAAACUGUGCAAUGACCAAAGGGAGGGAAAAAAGGUGCCACGAGGGGACCAUAUAAAUAUGCAAGAAAAUAACUGAAAUUAGACAUUCAUGAACAAAAAAAGUCCUUAAAAAAAUAGAUUUACAGUACAGGCCAAAAGGUUGGACACACCUUCUCAUUCAAUGUCUUUUCUUUAUUUUUUAUAUGACUAUUUACAUUGUAGAUUAUCACUGAAGGCAUCAAAACUAUGAAUGAACACAUUUGGAAUUUUGUACUUAUAAAAAAAAGUGUGAAAUAACUGAAAACAUCACCCUGUGAACACGUGCCCGUAGGAAAAAGCAGGUUUUGCAUCAGGGAAACAAACAUGCCUUCAAAGAUGUCAAACGAAAUGCUGAGGUACUAGCCACCAAACAUCUUUUUAACCUUGCCUAAUUUCUUUAGCAAAGAGACUAAACACAACUCACCUACUCUCUUCCAGCAGCUGCUGGUUUGUAGUGAGACCUCGGGCCAGUUCAUCACGGACUACAGCGGGGUGACACAGCUCAAGGAAGAACAUUUAUGAUCAUUUCUUCAUCAUUUCCUUGAAGUAAUAAUCACCAUAGGAUUUUUUUUGCACCGCAGACGUGUUAGGUCCUCUGCCUUAGCGUCUUGGUCUAAAUGCAUUUCCAUGAAGAAAUGAUCAUAAAUGUUCUUCCUUGAGCUGCGUCACCCCGCUGUAGUCUGUAAAGGACUGGCCCGAGGUCUCACUACAAACAAGCAGCUGCUGGAAGAGAGUAGGUGAGUUGUGUUUAGUCUCUUUGCUAAAGAAAUUAGGCAAAGUUAAAAAGAUGUUUGGUGUCUAGUACUAUGUCUGGGACCCUAUAUGUACUGUUGAUGAAGUUAGGUGCUGUUCUGAGCAUUAUUUGUGGCUAUAGAGUGGCGUUUUGGUUGAGGUUUGUUUAUGGCUCCUCAGACAGCUGUGUUUGCUAUCCUGCGGUCGUUACUAAACUUGGUAUAACUAGAGAAGCAAGCGGUCGGCAACAUUCAUCUCUAGAGGGGAUGUCUAACUCGGUGUGUUUGACCCUAAAUUAAUUUUACGCUGGAAUAUCCCUUUAAGUUAAAACUCCUUUAUGCUGUCGUUUGUGCAGAAUGUGUUGCGACAUUUUUUCCAAUUAGGAUUUUCUUGCAGUUUAUAAAUUCCUGCAGAAUCAGAGUGUUGUUGAUUUUCUUGUUACAUAUGUUAUCCCAUCAUAAGCUGACACAUCUUGAUACUGGGAUCUUGUGGUCAAAAUAAAACACUCAUAAAUGACACUGUUUUAACUGGAGAAAGUAACAGCUUUGUUCUACCAUGAGGAUAAGUAAAAUUGAGAUCUCAACGAAACAACCGAAAUGAGCAUGUCCUCUCAGGGCUUCUGUAGUUUGUGGAAAAGUUUGUUGUUCCCAGUAAAAACAGACUAGUAUGUCUUGCUCAUCAAAUCGAUAAAACAUGAGAAAAGGUUUAAAUUUCUCUGCUGUAACUGAAGUUAAUAGAUCGAGAAAAAGAUUCACAUAAAAGAUGAUCAUUAAUCAGUAAUCAUUUGAUGGUUUUGUGUUUUAUUUCCCCUCUUUUUACACGUCAGUAACAGACAAAAACCUGUCUUAAUGUUUGAACUCGAGGACGUAAAAACCACGUCUUCUCCUGUUGAUCUGUAUUUCCUCGGGUUUGUACCCGUGUAUCUGUUUGUAAAUGAACCCCGUUCUCCAAUGCUGUUCUCUCCUCUCCACCACGUUGAUCCUGACUCUCUUCCAUCACGCAACAAUCUCCAUGUUGACCAGGAACCUGCUGGUCCCCAGGUCUACCUGAUGAGUAUGAGCCUGACUACAGAACCCCCUAACGAUGGCCCCACUGUCACAGAAGGUUUAAAAUAUCAUUAUUUUCUCACAUCAAUAUCUCUGUAUCACUUGUCCUUGUUCGGUAACGGUGUUUGUCGAGCUCCAAGGAAUGAAUCGUUAUCUCUGUGGCUUUAUGAAUGUUUGUGUGACCCAUUGAAACCUGAGAUCAAUAUUCACAUCUCAAAGUCUGCGACAGUUUUUAAACACCUGCAGGAAAUCUAAGUUUACUGCCUCACAUCUCAGCGAUGGCUGCAGGAAGUGUCCGCUCACUGCACCUGUUUCCUACCUGUCAGAGAACAAAAUGACCACUCCUGAGAAGAAGGAGAAGAAGCCCGAUGAGGUGGCUGAGGAGGAGGAAGAAGAGGAAGAAUACGUGGUGGAAAAGGUCCUGAAUCGGCGGGUGGUGAAGGGGAGAGUAGAGUAUCUUCUCAAGUGGAAAGGCUUCUCUAAGUGGGUGUUUUUCUCAUUAUCAUGUUUCUGAACGUUACAUUUUGAAUUCAUGGAUAACAUGUUUGAAUACGUUUGUUUCUGCAGUGAAGAUAACACGUGGGAGCCAGAGGACAACCUCGACUGUCCGGAUCUGAUCGCCGAGUUUCUGCAGUCUCAGAAAUCAGCGCACGAGGGGAAGAGGAAGGCAGAAGGAGAGGGAGACGAAAGCAAAUCGAAGAAGAAAAAAGACGAUGUAAGUCCUGAAUCUUUUGUUUUGAACCUCACAGGAAGAGGAGGGAAAACCCCCCCGAACCAGCCAUCAGCAGAGUGGUAAGAGGAGACGUUUCGGGCGGCAGGUGUUCCCUGAAACCUCAUCGCCAUCAGCAGCUUUUCUGUUCAUGACGGACCACAUCAAAAGCUCUGAUCGCAGCUGCUCUUGAUAAGAGAGGGUGUUGAUUCAGGUUUCAACACAGAUUUCAAUAACAGGCUCCUGUCCUCGGCAACACGUUCAGGCUGCCGUCUAAUCGAAAGGCGACUCAGGCCGUGAUUUGAAUGCUGCAAAAUCUGUAAUAUUUAAAUCAGUCGUUCAUGCCGCGGUAAAUACAACUUUGAAGUCUUUGUUUUGUCAGUCGUUUGUCGGCUUCUUCAUGAUCUAAAUUUGAGAUUUUAGUGGUCAUUUAGAGAGCUGGAAAGUUCAUCUCUGCAUAUGAUAUUUUUUCUCGUCCUCAGACAGAGAAGUUAAGGGGCUUCGCUCGAGGACUGGAUCCAGAACGGAUUAUCGGUGCCACAGAUUCCACAGGAGAACUCAUGUUCCUCAUGAAAUGGUUUGUAUCCUCUCGACUGAUGGGAGCCGUUUGAUCUGGAACACCGCUGACUGUGUUUUAAUAACUGGACUGAUCUGAAUGAAACAAGAGACUAAUUUAAGGUGUGUCCCAAAUUGCAUACUUCCAUACUACAUACUUAGAUUUUUGAAAUUGAGUAUUCUAAGUAUACUAUGUACUCGAUCGCCUAGUGCUUGAAUUUCGAGGGUGCAGUGUUGUACCAAAUUGCUUGUCGUCGCGUGGCGCACUCACCGGAAAUAACGACGCGAUUUUUUCUUCUACGCCAAUUUGUCACCGGCCAGCUCUGCAUCAGCUAAUUACCGCCACCUUUUGCCUGCGCUCGUUCAUCCAUUUUUUAAGGUAAAAUCAGCAACAAAACUAACGUUCAUCGCUCAUUUUUACGCCACGGGUAACGCUUCAGAACCUGGCAGGUACUAGCUAACUAGCUAACGAGCUAACUAGCAUUCAUGAUAACGUUCACGGUAAAAGACAAACAGGUUACACCACAAAUAUACUCAAAACGAUAAACGCUGGCGGUGCUUGGUGGAAAGAACGUGACAAAGGCAACGUAUUACUUACAUCUGUGCAAAGCUCACAGGUCGACCGCCGCCGACCCUUUGGCGCCACAGCCGUCCGCAGCCAUUCUUACUGAUGAAAUGAGUGCGGCGAGUGUCCACAGUCGGAUACUCAAAAUCUUGACUGAUUUGAGUAUGUCAUCUGGGUCCUUUUGCCUACUUAAUUUUCACAUACUAUCCAUACUUUUUUCCAUUUUGCGUUGAGUAUACUCAAAAUUUGAAGUAUUUAGUAUGGAAGUAUGUGAUUUGGGACACACCAAUAGUCUGUUUGGAGAGAAAAUUCAUUCUGAUCAGAGUGUUGGUUUAUGCCGUUUGAUGUCUUGGUUGUUCGCCAAGUCAUUAGAAUAAAAUUCAGAUUAAAGACGAACUUUUAUUACCUUUUUUUUUUUUCAUCUAAAAACUAAGCUGCAGAUCAAAACAGCCGAUCAACCACGACUGUCUAAUGCUUUUAGUCUUUUUUUUUAAGUGCACUUACGCAGACAUCUGGAUCUGAUCACUCCUCUGCCCUGUUAUUCAAAGGGAAAAUAUGUCAAUAUUGUGAGUUAACCAAAUUCUAAUCAGUCACAUUUGUUUUUGGUGUUUUCCUCGCAGGAAAAACUCCGACGAAGCAGACCUAGUGCCAGCAAAGGAGGCCAACAUCAAGUGUCCGCAGGUGGUCAUCUCCUUCUACGAGGAGAGACUCACCUGGCACUCGUACCCGACUGAAGACGAGAAGAAAGACGACAAAAACUAACCGAGGGAAAAGGGGCCAAUGGGGGGACAAAAAAGAGAGAAGCUGUAGUUUUGAACUUCAUUGUACUUUGGAAAGGGGCGGGAGGGUUGGGAGGGGGACAGAGACAAGCAAGACACCAUUUGACCCCUUUGUCUUUUGGUGUAGUUCCACCCAUUUGAUUCUACUUUUAUCUGGAUAUAAUCAAACUGUAAAUAUGCUUCAGGUUUGCUCGACAAAUCCCAGCCUGACUUAAAUGUAAAAAAAAAAACAAAGGCAGUGUUAAUUUCCAGCAUCCAGUCCAGUUUUACGGCUGCGUCAGUAUCGGUUUAUAAACAGUGCUGUCAUUUUGCUCUUAAAUUGUAUCGGUGAGCCUUUUUUAUUUUAAAAUUUCAAUAGUGUGCCAUUUCUCCCUUUUUUUUUUUUUUCAACUCGGUACUUUUGACAGCAAGUUUCUGUCCAUCUUAGCUGUUUUUCGUAGGACUUGUUUGAUGUACGGUUAUGAACCCUUUUCAGUGAUUGAUUCGGUCAUUGGUAAUCUUUGUAGUGUUUUUCAUUAUACUGUCUUGCUUGUCGGUUUUUGGAGAAUAAACCACUUUUUGUUACCGUGCUGUUUCAUGAUAGCGUCACUCUUAAUACAACAAACUUACUGGUCGUCAGUCAGUCAGAGAUACUACCGUCAUUUUCUCUAUUGACUUGUAAGUGAAAAACUAAAGGAGAAAAAACUAAAACGUGGGGUCGGCAGGAAUCUGUUAAAGAAGCAUCAUUUUUGUGGUGUAUAUAUACAACAUUUGGGAAUAUCACGAUAUCGCUGUGUUCUCUUAUACGAUGGAGUAUUUGAGCCACAUUUAGAAAAAAAAAGCAAGACUAAAAUAAAGUCGUAGGUACAUCAUUACUUAUUCUCAUAAGUAAUGAUUUUACAACGACUUUAUUCUCGUAGGUAAUUACGAAGUCUUACAUUUUUUGUUUUAAUGUGGCCCUAAUACUCCGUCGUACUCUUAUGUCUGUGUCGUCAACAUUUCAAAAUUUUUGGGCAGCCCGCUCUUUCUGACUGUAAACAAACCCGUUCUCCACCUCCUCUAACCUGAUUGGUUGUGAGGCAGACGCUGCUCCCCCGUGUCGUUCAGGAGCCCAAACAAAGUUAGCGUGCUACAAUAUCGGACAGUAGAAACCAACCAGAAAGUUCGGAAAAUUGUCUGAAUCCUCCUUUGGCCACGACUGCCGACACAAGCAAGAAAACAAAGUAAAUACCGGAGACUCUGGAGGAAUAACGGGCGCUUAAAACGGAGGUAGACCGGACAAGAGCUAAAAAGCCGGGUCAACAUAAACCAUGGGGGACGCUUGGGGAUCUUGGUGACCCUGUAACCUUUCUGCUGGACAGGUAAACCGCUUUAACAAAGUAAGACAAGUGUCUGUAACAGAAGUGUUUCUUGUCAAACGGACCUGCUGUAGCGUGUUGUAGCGCCAUCGCUAAACUGUCCUCCCUCGGGUCCUGGACUAUGUCACUUUAUCCUCGUUGUAGAAGUCCUGCAAACAUUGUGUUUGCUGGUAGUCUGUUGGCAUCUACAGUAGCACCAAUGCUUUUGACUUUCACCUUGACUGGGUCCCAUUUGUAAUGAUCUGAAGUAUUUAUCUGCAUUAUAUCUGAAUUAAAUUGGAACGAUACGA
Messenger RNA from Xyrichtys novacula (pearly razorfish), 7323 nucleotides. Lineage: Eukaryota; Metazoa; Chordata; Actinopteri; Labriformes; Labridae. The record is from the annotation of a GenBank genome assembly.